AAGUAAUUUCAAAGCCAGUCGGACCAUGGCCUUUGAAAGGGUUACACAAAAGGACUGGUACAAAAUCCUGGGCGCAAAUCCAUCGGACAGUUUGGCAGAACUAAAACGGAAGUACCAAAAACUUGCUUUAUUAUAUCAUCCAGACAAACAGAAGGCAGAUGUGCCAGCAGGAGAAGUGGAGGAGCGCGUGCAGAGGUUCAUCGAAAUUGAUCAAGCGUGGAAAAUUCUAGGGAACGAAGAGACAAAAAAAGAGUAUGACCUGCAGCAGCGUGAAGAUAAUCUGACAAAAGAAUGGCCACUACACGCACAAAUUUAUCUCGAGGAUAUGUCCUGGAAUGAAGAUGAACAAUGUUAUACUCUCUCAUGCCGAUGUGGUGGGAAUUACAGUGUCUUCAAGAGUGAAACCAAAGAUGUGUCUUUGGUUUGUUGUGACACAUGUUCACUUGUUAUCGAGAUCCUUCAAUGA
Mesitornis unicolor (brown roatelo) is the source of this 466-nucleotide messenger RNA. It is a transcript of the gene DNAJC24, whose product is annotated as DnaJ (Hsp40) homolog, subfamily C, member 24. The transcript is spliced from 4 exons. Gene Ontology annotation, molecular function: ferrous iron binding; ATPase activator activity. Gene Ontology annotation, biological process: positive regulation of ATP-dependent activity. The record is from RefSeq and is a predicted model, not a curated record. NCBI's taxonomy places the organism in Eukaryota, Metazoa, Chordata, Aves, Mesitornithiformes, Mesitornithidae. Bases 26 to 466 code for a protein of 146 amino acids.